Molecule: messenger RNA, 1147 nt
Organism: Dendrobium catenatum
Lineage: Eukaryota; Viridiplantae; Streptophyta; Magnoliopsida; Asparagales; Orchidaceae
Product: E3 ubiquitin ligase BIG BROTHER-related
Exons: 7
Coding region: 17-949 (310 amino acids)
Source: RefSeq, a predicted model, not a curated record
UUAUUACUUUUUAAAUAUGCCGUUUUACCCGCAGCUUGCAGUCUCACAGCUCUUAUCUCUCCUGCCUCGCGACAUGGCGGACUCAAAAGAAACCAGCGGCGCCAUAGAAAAAGCUCCCAGCGAAAACCCUAAUUCCAACACUAGCAUCGACUCUACGGCUUCGACGGAUGGCGGAUCUAUCCCCGAGAUGGCACCCCGUGUGCCUAGUAGAACUCCCUUCACCAGCCUCAGCCAAGUCGACGCUGACCUUGCCCUCGCUCGGGCUCUUCAGGAGCAGGAACGGGCGUACAUGUUGCUGAGGAUGAACGGUGGUGAAGGCAGUGAUUAUGUGAGUUCGGAUGGCGGCAGCUAUGAGGACGAGGAAGAACAAUUGGAUGGGGACCCGGAGGAGACUUAUGAUGAACACGGUAGUGUGGAGGGUAGUGAUUAUGGGGAGGAUGCUUUCGAUGCUAAUGAGAGUGGCAUUAAUCCAGAAGAUUUUGACAACGACGAGGCAUAUGCAAGGGCCCUUCAAGAUGCCGAGGAACGUGAUGUUGCCGUUCGGUUGAUGGCUCUUGCCGGAUUAAAUGAUUGGGGUGUUGCAGCAAACGGGAAUCAUGAGGGCCACGAUCAGGAUGCAUGGAGAGAGGUUGAUCCUGAUGAGCUAUCAUAUGAGGAGCUUGUUGCAUUGGGUGAGGUUGUCGGAACUGAGAACAGAGGUCUUUCUAUGGAUACUAUAGCUUCCUUGCCGUCAGUGUGCUAUAAGGCUCGCAUUGGAGAGGAUUGCAAUAGCGAUCAGUGUGUCAUUUGUCGGUUGGACUUUGAGGAUGGUGAUUUAUUAGUUGUGCUUUCAUGCAAGCAUAAAUACCACACAGAGUGCAUAAACAAGUGGCUUCAAAUAAACAAGGUUUGCCCAGUUUGCAGUACAGAGGUAUCGACUUCGUGCGAGAGCCAGGGCCAAGUUGAGUGAAGAUGUCUUGCCUUUGUAUUCUGACGGUAGCUGUAGUAGAGCUACUUUGUUUUUUUUUUAAUUUUUAUUAGAAGUGUUGUAUUCUACACAAGGGACAAAACAAGCUUGCAUAUCUUAUCCAUUACUAUACUUGCCGGCCAUUUACUGUUGUUUUGUCCUCUACAUUCAUGCUUAGCUUAAUGAUAUAAGCUAUUUUCA